UCCACCACGCACGCGCACUCCACCGCCUCGCCCUCUUUCUCCCCCUCCGCUCUCGCAAAGCGACCGCCCCUCUCGCCUUCGCCUUCGCCUCUGCCCCAAGCGCGGAGGCAAGGCAAUGCCGAUGGAAGGCGACGGAGGUCGCGCCGGCGCCACGGCGCAAGAAGGCGCUGACGGUCGCCUUACCGCGCGCACGCCGCUGACGCAGGGCGUGAUCGUGGAUGAGACGCCCCAGGUGGUUCCCUGCGUCGUCGUCAGCACGCCUGGCGGGCGUCUGUACAUGGAGGUCGUCACCACCAGAUUGGCCGAGGUGUGCGUGGAGUUGACGGUCCAUCCGGAUCCGCACCCCGUCCUUUGUCCCGUCCGCGAUGAGGUGCUGGAGGCCGACUUGCGGCGACGCGCGCUGUUGGCCGCCAUUGCCAGGGCGUACACUGUUGUCAAUCAGUAUGUUUUUUUCUUCACGCGAGAGGACCAGAGGUUCCGCGGCAUCAGCAUUUUCCACCCUUUACACGGACCGGAAUCACUGAGUCAGAGAUCCAGCCUCAUUGUAGCUGAUGGAUUUGGUGUUCCCGGUGGGAACCCACCAGGGAUGACCUUCACCGGGAGGACAGAUAUGGUGGCAAAUGCUUUCGCCCAGCACUGUUUGGCUGGCAUUCAGGGAAGCUUCAAGGCGAGGGACGCGGUUCCCCAGCUGUCGAGAUCCAUGUUGGGUCGCUUGCCUUUUGCGUGCCAGCACUGUCGAAGGCCACUGUGGUUCGGCCCGUGCUGCCUCAGGACGUUCUGUAGGGUUUGCGAGAACCACCCGACCCACAUGGUCGAUUGCGAUCUUGUUCAUGCAGCGGUUCGGAUGAUGCCGCCGUUCCUGCUGGAGAACGGGCAGCAGCCGCCGGGAGAGUUCGACAGGCUGCCGCACCCACUAUGGUGCUUGUAUCGGUACGUAUCUGGAGACAGGUAUACGCUGGUAUCCUACUUUCAGGUAGUGGAUGCCCAUUACUAUCAGAGGGACACCGGCAUCAGGUUUGCCACGCAUUUGUACCGGAGAGGGAGUCCUACCAGGUGGAUCUGGUGUCUUGAGCUCACCUUCACUAUUCUGCGGGAUCAACAUCUUCACAUCACAUGGAGGGUCCACCUGGCCGAUGAGUUUGAUACAUGGCGGGCUCCAACAGGUGCAGAUGACAUUCAGAGCGAGCUGAGGCAACAGGGAGACAGGAAACCCGACCUCAAGAAACGCAAGUGAGUGCAGCCAACACCAAGGAGAGGAAAACGGGGACUGAGAUGACGAGAGUGACAGUCACACCCGACCAUCUCGUAUAAUACGCUCGCUUUUUCUGUAUGUUCCUACAAGUAGCCCAGGAUGACAGUUCUCUGCACUCUUACAGUCUUUCUUUUUUCUUUUUGUGAAUGUGAACUUGCUACGUUUUGCUUUGUUCUCAUAAAAGUCUACUGUGCUUCACGGAAGGUUUAUUA
Lolium perenne is the source of this 1464-nucleotide messenger RNA. RefSeq lists its product as uncharacterized. Lineage: Eukaryota; Viridiplantae; Streptophyta; Magnoliopsida; Poales; Poaceae. The record is from RefSeq and is a predicted model, not a curated record.